Trichogramma pretiosum is the source of this 3462-nucleotide messenger RNA. RefSeq lists its product as uncharacterized. The transcript has a single exon. Gene Ontology annotation, biological process: DNA integration. NCBI's taxonomy places the organism in Eukaryota, Metazoa, Arthropoda, Insecta, Hymenoptera, Trichogrammatidae. Gene Ontology annotation, molecular function: nucleic acid binding. The record is from RefSeq and is a predicted model, not a curated record. The coding region runs from base 1 to 3462 and encodes 1153 amino acids.
AUGGAUGUUGCGGCGUUGAUCGUGCCAGACAUCACACGGUAUCUUCCGCCGAGGAAAGUUCCACUUAACUGCUGGCCGCAUCUCGCCGACCUCGAACUGGCCGAUCCGCAAUAUCACAUACCUGCAAAGGUGGAUUGUGUGUUGGGCGCUGAUGUCUAUCCAUUAUUAAUCCAGGAGGGACUGGUGAAAGGAAAAAUAGGAGAUCCAGUUGCACAAAAUACGGCAUUUGGCUGGAUCAUCACCGGGCCGAUGCUGCCAGACCUCAAAUUUCACGAUAUGGACAAAAUACAGGUGUUUCAUACCAUUGUCGAGCCGUCAAUCACAUCCAUGGUGGCCAAGCUGUGGGAGCUCGACGACGUGCAGGAAAAGCAGCACCUUACGGAGGAAGAAAGGCGCUGCGAGGAAUUGUUUGUUCAAAGCCAUUACCGGAACGAGGACGGCAGAUUUGUUGUGCGACUUCCAUUUGCAAAGCGAAUCAAUUUGGGAGAAUCUCGCGGUGCGGCGCACGCGUGCUUAUUGCGCACAGAGAGACGCUUUUCUCUAAACAGGCCGCUAUUCGACGCUUACUCGACAUUCAUGAGAGAAUACGUCGAACUGGAUCACAUGCAGUUGGUACCAGACGGUCAGCGGUCUCGACCGGCCUUUUACAUGCCUCAUCACGCAGUGUUCCGUGAAGACAAGCCUGGAAAAAUUCGAGUUGUUUUCAAUGCCUCUCGAAAAACAACGAACGGACUGUCUCUCAAUGACGUCCUGCUUCCGGGGCCGAAGCUUCAGGCUGACAUAACGGUGGUACUUACGAACUGGCGUUUUUUCGGAACUGCAGGUACCACAGACGUCGAGAAGAUGUUUCGGCAAAUUCGGGUGCACGACGACGACAUGGACUUUCAGAGGGUGCUGUGGCGUCUCGAGCCAUCGUCGCCUAUACAGGAUUUUCGAUGCACCACGGUGACUUAUGGCACAGCGUCGGCGGGAAUGAGGCUCGGCAAGUGGGCUGCAUCUGACCCGAAGCUCAUCGACGGCCUCGUAUCGACGUCGGAGGAUGUGGUGCCCUUGAACGUCGAUGAAAUAGUGUCUACACUGGGGCUCAAAUGGCUGCCUGGACAAGACAGCUUCACAUUUCAAUUUGCGGCUCGCCCCACGCAGGUCGAGAUCACGAAGCGAUCAAUUUUGGCGGAGAUCGCAAGGACAUUUGAUCCUCUAGGCUGGCUGUCCCCGGUGCUGGUGUCGGCCAAGGUUUUGUUGCAGGAUCUGUGCCUGGACGGCGUCGACUGGGACACCCCGAUCUCUGCAACUUUGGAGCAGCGAUGGACGGACUUUACCGCUGCUCUGCCCGAGGUCGCCUGCAUCCGAAUCAAGAGAUGGUUAAACACGCGCGAAGGAGAGGAUUGGCACUUGCAUGGCUUUGCGGACGCUUCCAAGCGAGCCUAUGCUGCAGCGAUUUACGUCGUCUUGCCCGGAAGAGCAUCGCAUUUAAUCGUAGCCAAGACGAAGCUCGCCCCGACAAAGGUCCAGACGGUGCCCAGACUGGAACUGUGUGCCGCAGUCUUGUUGGCUCGACUUGCAAGGCAUUUGAUAGAUAAGCUGAGAUUUCCCCCCAGAAAAGUAUAUUGUUGGUCGGACUCGAGAGUCGUAUUGGAUUGGAUAGCCUCUCAUCCAUCGCGGUGGCCGACGUUUGUAGCAAACAGGGUGAGCGAAGUGCAAACGAGGCUUCCCUGGGCUCACUGGAAUCACGUACGUACCAUGGAUAACUCAGCGGACUGCGCUACACGAGGCCUCACUCCGCCGGAAUUGGCCAAGUUUUCGCUGUGGUGGUAUGGACCCAGCUGGUUGAUCGAGGAGGAAACGUCGUGGCCGAGAUUGACAGAGCCGGGCGAAGUUACAGCAUCGACGGCGGCUGUGGAGAGUACUGCGCGACCAACGAUUGACGCUGAAGACGUGUGCUUGUCUGACUUCAAAAAGUUUUCAGACUUCAAUAAAAUUACAAGAAUUAUAGCGCUAUGCCGCCGCUGGAGCGAUCGUUUUUCCACUGGAUCAUCGUGGCAGCCGUCGGAAGAUUUUUGUGACGAGUUGACGGAGGCUCGAUUCUUAUGUUUCAAGAGGAUGCAAGCUCAUCAUUUUUCGGCUGAGUUGAAGGCUCUGAAGGCAAAGAAGCCCUUGCACAAGCGAAGUGUGCUUGCAAAGUUGACCCCGUUUAUCGACAGGAGAGGUCUUCUGCGCGUUGGUGGUCGUCUUCAUCAUGCGCAGUUGUCGUACAAUGAAAAGCACCCAGUGAUAUUACCAGGAGAUUGCACGUUUGUGCGAAGAAUGAUUGAGACUGUUCAUAGAGAAUUGUUGCACGGUGGACCUCAAUUGAUGCGCUCGCAUCUGUCGCGCUCUGUAUGGAUUGCUCGUGGCGUACAUGUAAUCAGGGGCGUUUGUCAGCGAUGUGUAAGGUGUGCGCGAUACAGGGCCGCGGCCAUCAGUCAGCAAAUGGCUCCUCUCCCAGCCGUUCGAGUGACUCUCGGGCGACCCUUUUCAAUUACUGGAGUGGAUUACGCUGGACCUUUGCCGGUGUUAUUCUCAAAAGGAAAGGGUGCGAGAGCGACGAAGGGCUACAUCUCUAUUUUUAUUUGUAUGGUGACUCGAGCUGUUCACGUGGAGGUUGUCUCGGACCUCACUGCCGCUGCCUUCCUUGCAGCUUUUAGUCGCUUUUGCUCUCGUCGUGGCUUGCCCUCAGUGAUGUACUCGGACAACGGAACCACGUUCAAGGGUGCGUCUAAGGAGUUGAUGGCAUUGUUCAAGCAGGAUUCAAGAUUUCGCGCCGGGGUCGGAAGAGCGUUGGCAAUGCGAGGUACACGAUGGUCGUUUAUCCCACCUCGAGCGCCGCAUUUCGGAGGACUUUGGGAGGCUGCAGUCCGCAGUUUCAAGCAUCAUCUGAAGAGGGUGAUUGGAAAGUCGCGGUUGACGUACGAGGAGCUUUCGACGUUGGCAGCGCGUAUCGAGGCAUGUUUGAAUUCUCGUCCCCUUUGUCCAAUCUCAGGAGAUCCGGAUGACCUUGCAGCGCUCACACCAGCGCAUUUUUUGACGGGAUCUUCGCUGCUGAAUUAUCCCGAACCAUAUAACCCGAAGGAGAAGCCCAUGUAUUUUACGAGUCGUUGGAGACUGCUGCGUAACAUGCGCGAUAUGUUUUGGACCCGGUGGCGAAGAGAGGUGUUGAACCAGCUGCAACAACGUAGCAAGUGGUUGGACUCGAGAUCCAACUUGCAAGAAGGUGACAUGGUUUUGAUAAGAGACGAGCUCUCUCCUCCGUCUGAAUGGCCACUCGGGCGAGUCACGAAGACUCAUCCAGGGACAGAUGGGCUGGUGCGCGUGGCUACCAUCCGGACCGCACAGGCUACAUUUACGCGGCCAGUCGUGAAGUUGACGAGACUUCCCACGGAUAAAGAGGCAGAAUCUUACUACGCCACACGACAACGUCAAUGA